AUGGAGAAUCUACUAUCCGUCGCGUUCGACCACCUCUCCUCCUACGAUGGCGCCAAGAUCCGGAAAGGUCUGCGCCAGGUCGAAGGCCUCCUCGCCACCAUCUGUCUGUCCAAGCGCGACAAGGACAAGGACAAGAGCGCCGGCGCUGGCAGCGAUGCGCAACAAGACGAGAACGCGCCCAAGAACCUGGCCGGCAUCUCCGACGACCCUGCCUUUGAGCAGUUCUUCAAGCUGCAGGAAGGUUUCGAGUGGAACGUCGCGUUGCGCCUGGUCAACACGCUCGACCGCCUGCUGGCCAAGGGCAACGACGGCCAGAACGAUCUGCUGAUCCUCAGCUCGCUGGAUCUGAUCCAGGGCGUGCUGAUCCUGCACCCCCCGAGUAAAAUCCUGUUUUCUCGAGAGAUGUACAUGAACAUGCUCCUCGACCUGCUCGAACCCGAUUUCCCACCCGCCGUCAUGGGCGCGACGCUGCUCGUGCUCGUCGUAGCACUGAUCGACACACCGCAGAACACGCGAACCUUUGAGAAGCUCGACGGGCUCCUGACCAUCUCGUCGCUGUUCCGCUCCCGGUCGACCUCCCGCGACGUCAAGAAGAAGUGCAUCGAGUUCCUGUACUUCUACCUGAUGCCCGAAGUGCCCUCGAUCCCCUCGGCGCGGACGCGGGACUCGCUGCCCGAUCUGCUGCAGAGAAGUCCCAGCAAAUUGGCAAAGGCCUUUUCCGACGCCCCGAGAGAGGGACGCGAGAGGAGGGACAGCGAGAGCGUGCACACGAGAAGCCAGGAGGAGAAGCAGCAGCUGCUGGCGAAGCAUCUGAACAGUGUUGAUGACCUCGUGCGGGAUCUGCAGGGCAACACCCUGUUUGGUGGCGCCGUCUCUUAG
Messenger RNA from Truncatella angustata, 879 nucleotides. Its product is annotated as cell division protein Cdc14. The transcript has 2 exons. The coding region runs from base 1 to 879 and encodes 292 amino acids. The record is from RefSeq and is a predicted model, not a curated record. NCBI's taxonomy places the organism in Eukaryota, Fungi, Ascomycota, Sordariomycetes, Amphisphaeriales, Sporocadaceae.